UGCGCGAGACAUCACUACAGAAGGCGCUCGCACAAGAAACAGCCCCUUUACGUUUAUACACCUGUAUUAAUAUAAUAAACCGCGCGAGGGAAUAUAUCUUAGGAUCUCUGUGUAUGCAGCUCAAACAGAGGCUUUACUGUUCAAUCGUGAUACCCUCUUCUUCCUCGGCAGGCAUAUGUAUUUGGCAUCGCCGUUUCUUUAGUAAGCACCAAUGCAUGCAUGCACCCUCCUCCCUGCGCUCUCAAAUAGAUGGUGCAAGUAAAGAUGUCCAAAUCUUCCGCAGACCAUCAGUCUGGUGUAGAAAGCACUUCUCAAUCGCACUAUUUUCAGCUACCACGAAAGCUGCCGAAGCGCAAGGGUCGUUUUAAACGCUCAGAUGGCAGCACCUCGUCUGACACCACCUCCAGCUUCAUCAAACGACAGGGUUCAGCCGAUUCGUACACGAGCAGACCUUCGGAUUCCGACCUGUCAGCGGAGGAGGACCGCGAGGCGUAUCGGCGUGAAGCCGAACGCCAGGCCCAGCUGCAGCUCGAGAGAGCCAAGUCCAAACCUGUAGCGUUCGCAGUGAAGACCAAUGUGAAUUAUUGCGGGGCUCUAGAUGAGGACUGUCCUGUUCAGGGUGCUGCCAUAAACUUUGAAGCCAAAGACUUUCUGCACAUUAAAGAAAAGUACAAUAAUGACUGGUGGAUUGGAAGGCUGGUGAAGGAGGGGGCAGACAUCAGCUUCAUUCCUAGCCCCCUCCGACUGGAGGCCAUGAGACUGAAACAGGAGCAGAAACAACAGAGGAAAAGUGGUAACUCCUCCUCAAGCCUCGGCGACAUGGUAUCAGGAGGUUGGAGAUCCACGCCGCCAUCUGCAGGUGAGACCAAACAGAAGCUAAAGCAGACUGAACACAUUCCUCCAUAUGAUGUGGUGCCAUCCAUGAGGCCUGUGGUUCUGGUUGGGCCUUCACUGAAGGGCUACGAAGUGACAGAUAUGAUGCAGAAAGCCCUGUUUGACUUUCUCAAACAUCGCUUUGAUGGACGGAUUUCUAUAACACGAGUGACCGCUGACCUUUCUUUGGCCAAGAGAUCGGUUCUCAAUAAGAGACCUAUCAUGGAGAGGUCGAACACUCGAACCAGUUUGGCGGAAGUACAGAGUGAGAUCGAGAGAAUAUUUGAGCUGGCCAAAACCCUUCAGCUGGUGAUUCUAGAUGCAGACACCAUUAACCAUCCAGCACAGCUAGCUAAAACCUCAUUAGCUCCUAUUAUUGUGUACGUCAAAGUCACCUCUCCAAAGGUCCUACAGCGAUUGAUAAAGUCGAGGGGUAAAUCACAGAGCAAACACCUCAAUGUUCAGAUGAUGGCAGCAGAUAAACUGUCUCAAUGUCCUCCUGAGAUGUUUGAUGUCAUUUUGGAUGAGAACCAGUUGGAGGACGCAUGUGAGCACCUCGCUGAAUAUAUGGAGGUCUACUGGCGUGCCACUCAUCUGCCCGGCACCACCCCUCUCAACCCUCUUCUGGAGCAAAAUCUGAUGACCCCACCCUCAGCAAUCUCCAGUCUACAGAACCAGCAGCUGUCGCCUGCCGGGGGUGGAGGGGGAGUGGAAGAGGAGGAGCAGGGGGAGCAGGACAGCCUCAUGCCUUCUGACGAGGCUAGUGACUCUCGUUCCCUCCGCCGAGGCGGUUCUAGCUCCCUGCACCCCCCAGAGGAUGAGGAAGAAGAGGAGGAGGAGGAAGAGGAGGUAGAUGAUUAUGAACCCCACUGUCACUCUCACCCAUACCAGGAAGUGUAUCCGCCCAACCGUAACCACCCUGGUGGCAUCCACAGCGCUAACGGACACGAUUCACAAGACCGACUCCUGCAGCAGCGAGACUCGCAGGAUGGACACAACCAACGGAACAACCGCCAGCGCACGAGAGCCUGGCCAAGAGACAACUACUGAGCGCCUGGCUGCAGGAGUCUGGAGGAGAGGGUUGGGUCAUGAAUUGGGGUGAGGGGUGAUGGGAAUUGGUGAGGAACUGUAAACGCACAGUGUGUAUGUGUGUGUGUGGUGUGGGUGUGGAUGAAGCUGCCCUUGAUUGACGAAAAGAUCCUGUAGUUUUUAAAGCUUAUGUGGUCGUUAUUGUUUGAGGCAUUGUACUACAUUUGCUUUUAAAAGACCGGGCAGCUUUUCUCCAUUAAGAUCACAUGCAUGUUCAUAUUGACACAAUAUUUGAACUUCCUCUGGAAACCCUAACCCCACCCGAGUCAAAUAUUACUUUAUUAUUUUGCGUAUCAUACGCUCUCCCUGAACCUAAUGAACACAGAAGGCUUUAUGGGAAAUGGAAAAGCACUUUUAUAGCAUGGGCUGUGAGUCACAAUGAAAGAUAUUGUAGCAUUUUGUUGCAUCUUACAUUUAUGGCUUCUUUUUUUUGCUAGAGCUCUUGUAAAUGUGAAUAUUACUCACUAUUUUUUGGUUCAAGCCCUCAGUCAUGGUGUUGUCUGAUUGUAACCCAUAUGCACUUGUCUUAUAAUGAGUUGUUUAUUGGUACUUCUCUGGAAAUCAUUCAAGAAACUGACAUGAACAGUCAUUUUCACAGUCACGUUCACAAAUGUAGCACACAUUGCCAUUUGCAAAGCACCAUGUAAAAGCGGUAUAUGUAGGAAAGGAAUUCAGGGUUACACUCUGCUGUCGUAGAGUUAAAUAUUAUUGGGACUAUAGUCUUGGUUUUCCCAUGAGGUGAAUUCCAACUCCAGAUUGAAAAGCAGCAGUCGAUCUUCCUGCAUUUAUUUACUGCCUCGUAAAGAAUUAGGUCAGUGUGAAUGGUUUCUUUUUCUGGGAAAUGAGAAAGACUGGAGUUAUGUUAUGUUAUCAUAUAGUAGAUCAGCACCGAUAUAUUGGAUUUUUAUAGAAGUAAAUGAAGCUCACCAGUUUUGACGUCCAUUUUGGGAUAGUCAUGUUCUUCCCCUGUGACUUUAACGAGUAGAAAGUUGGGCAAAGUUCACAUAUUUUGCACAUUUCCAAAUAAUUUAUUGGUUGAUCUUAUCAGACACAGCAUAAGGAGAAAGCCCACUAAUAGAAACAUUUUAUUAUGAGAAAUCAUAACACUCAGAAUUGCAUCUUCAGGACAUGAAGUCCCUCCUUAAAAGAACCAAUCGCCUUAAGGCAUCCUGGUCUCUUUUUGAUCUUGCAUGCUCAUUAGCUAGACUAAUCUAAUUUAUAAAGCUAAAGGAGCUAAAUUUAGAUUUUUGUAUCAUUGUGUCUGGGUGAUUUUAACUAAUUUUUUAAAGAUUGGCAAACUCCCUAUUUAAGUAGAGAGGAGUUGUACUUGCUUGCCUGGAAACUAGCAUUACCAAAAUGGCCACUAAAUAAACUGCCUCAGAAGGAAUUUUUCUUUACCAAGAAGAAAGUGGCUCUGACAAGUGAGUGAUCUUCCUCUGUCCUCUCACUCUUUCCUCUCCAAGGCUCUGGAUGUCUAAGGGUGUGGUUACUGUGGCCUACUUUAAAACAUAGUGUCACUUCUUGCUUUGGCGACACAUUGACUGCUAGCUAGUUUAAUAACCUUACUGGUAAUUACAUUAGCAUAUAUCAGCCAGGUUGUGUUACGACCAAAUCCAAGAAAGUUUGUCCCUUUUCUCAUAACCAUGACUCUAGACUCGGAUGUUACCUGUAGCAACUUAGGCUAAGGUUUAUCGAGUGUAGGACCAUUCAAAAUGGCCUUAAUACUUCCCUAUAUCUCUUUAUAACUGCAUGUCUCAAA
Carassius carassius (crucian carp) is the source of this 3721-nucleotide messenger RNA. RefSeq names its product voltage-dependent L-type calcium channel subunit beta-3-like. The transcript is spliced from 14 exons. The record is from RefSeq and is a predicted model, not a curated record. Bases 250 to 1923 code for a protein of 557 amino acids. Gene Ontology annotation, cellular component: voltage-gated calcium channel complex. Gene Ontology annotation, biological process: regulation of voltage-gated calcium channel activity; neuromuscular junction development; chemical synaptic transmission. Gene Ontology annotation, molecular function: high voltage-gated calcium channel activity; protein binding. NCBI's taxonomy places the organism in Eukaryota, Metazoa, Chordata, Actinopteri, Cypriniformes, Cyprinidae.